AUGGAACAGUCUCCUGAGCAGCAACAACAACAACAGCAAAGAAGCCAAAGUCCCCGGCCAGAGGGAGCCGCGGUGUUAAGGCUUUACGGGCUACCGUACUCCAUCAAAGAGGAAAAGAUUCGGGAGUUUUUUGGAUCAUUUAGUUUGGCAGAUGAAGAGCCCAUUGUAUUUUUUGUUGAGGGCCUUCAUCGCGGGACAGGGUUUGUUCGACUUCGUAACGCGGAGGACGCGGCGUUGGCAAUUAACCGCCUGCAUCGCCAAAACAUAGAUGAAACCCGCUACGUUGAGAUCUCCACAUCAUCAGAGGAGGAGCGACAGCGUAUUAUGGAGCAACAAGAGCAAAGCAAUAAGGCUUGCGUUCUGCGGCUUCGCGGGCUCCCCUUUGCGGCUACGGAAGAUGAUGUACGAACCUUCAUUGAAUCUAUGGAAGGUGUAUUGAGCAUUGACAUCUGCCGUGACAUGGACGGGAGGAACACCGGAGAUGCCUUCAUUGAGCUCGCAUCAGAGGAAGAUGUGAAGCGUGUCAAACUUCUUCAUAGCAAAGCAAUGGGCAAUCGUUACAUUGAAGUUCUGCCCUCUACUGUAUAUGAUCGCGAUGCCAUCAUGCGAGCCUCCAGUCAGCGCUCGCGGCGGGGUCGACGAAGCGGUCGUGGGUAUGAAAUAAGUGUCACGGAUGGCGAUGUUUCGCACCACCAGGGCCAUGAGUCGAUGAUGGUCCAGCGGAUUAUUGACCCUUUUGUUCCAACUACUUAUGAGGGUUACAUGCAACCGUUGGGGUUUGGGGGCCAGAGGCCAUUUCACCAUCAAUACCAUAACAACCAUCACCACGCCCAACACCACAGUGCGCAAAUGCAAAACUACUACCAUAACCACCAACAUCAUCGUCAAGCCCAACAGUUUCAUCACUACAGUCCUCAUAAUAACUCUUUCAUGAAUCCGCGUGGUGGUGGUGAUGGACGAGAUGUCCGUUACUCCAUGAACAAUCAACCGUAUCGCCGGUUCAGCGAUGAGCGGGGGAUUGUUGGCGGUGGAGGAAUUGUUGCCGAAGGACCUUCCGCGCCAUAUCCCCCCGGUGCUGGCGGAGCUCCACCGCCACCAUUUCUUCCAGUUUUCCCUGGGCAGUCAUCGCUGGUGGUGGCGCGGCAGCCGAGUCCCUUCGUUGUGCGAAUUCGUGGCGUGCCAUACAGCGCCUCAGAGGAGGCCAUUGCGGAGUUCUUCGCUGGUGUAAAAAUCCCGCCGCAAGGGGUUCAUAUGGUUUAUGAUGAGCGUAAUCGUCUGACGGGAGAAGCCUUCGUGGAGGUUGAGGACAGAAAUGAUGUGCUUUUGGCACUUGAUAGAAAUGGUGCAAUGAUGGGCACGCGUUAUAUUGAGGUAUUUGAGAGCAGUCCAGCGGCGAUGCAGCGGUUAGGGACAGCGCAAAUGGGAAUGAUGUCUUAUCCAAUGGUACCACAGAUGUUCUGUUAA
Molecule: messenger RNA, 1464 nt
Organism: Trypanosoma brucei brucei TREU927
Lineage: Eukaryota; Euglenozoa; Kinetoplastea; Trypanosomatida; Trypanosomatidae
Product: heterogeneous nuclear ribonucleoprotein H/F, putative
Exons: 1
Coding region: 1-1464 (487 amino acids)
Cellular component (GO): ribonucleoprotein complex
Molecular function (GO): RNA binding
Source: RefSeq, a predicted model, not a curated record